AAAAAAAAAAAAAAUCCUGGCCACAAUCGAGAUGGUUAGUGUUAGUACUAUUUUUAUCUAACCCUUCAAUAUUGUUCGAUAAGAGAAUAAGACUAGGCGUUGUAAAACUCUCAAGAAGCUUGUUGACACCUUGUUAAGACUUUGUACUCAAUUUUUAGAUGCAGAAUAUAAAAGUAUCAGCAUACUGUACAUAUUUUAUCAUAUUUUUGUUGUUGCAUACAAUGAAAUGAUAUGGGACUUGAAAAUACAGCUUUGAGAAGGUGAUCUGCUGAAUCUAUUGGCUUUAUUUCAAGCAUAACUUCUUUGGACAAAUGAGAGUGUUGGUUGUUUCAUACAAGAAAUUUGGUUGCAAUUACAUCAUGUCCUGUUUUCCUUUGAACCAAAAUUAGAUGCAAUGCUUACAAAAUAAUUUUUGGGUAUUUUUUAAUAAAGAUAGAUGCACCACAAUAAAUGUACAAUUGUAUACACAAAAUGUUCAAUGUUGUUAAUGAACACUGGUGAAGAGUACAAUGGUUUCCAGCAAUACUUCUACCUCAAGUUUGGAAGGAAACUUAACAUAUUGUUACCCACAAUGAAUUAAAAUGCUCCAUUGCCCUGAGCAAGCAAGUACUAAAAGUUAAUUUUUUAUAUUAGAUAACACAUACACAUGAGAAAUUCGAAGAUUUGCAUGCAAUGACAUGCAUUUAGAGAUAUUAUUCAAACAGGCGAUAAAUAAUGAUUUUUCCAAUUUUAUCAUGUUAUUUACUACAAUUGGUUGUUUAAAAAUAAAUCUUUUUAAUAGUCACUUCGGUGUAGUAGCUAUGAAUGGAAUUAAAAGAAGAAAUAUUUUACACUAAUAGUAGUGGUUUAAAUUGCAAAAGUAAAGGGCAAAUAUUAACUAAUUUUGGUUCUUGUAAAGUUGUGUGUAUAUAUAUUACUAUUUCCAAAUUAAAUUAUGUCCACUCCCACAGAUGAUAACUCUUUCAAAUGUUCCCUGUGCAGCUAUACAUGUACCAAACAUGAACAGUUAAAAAGACAUAUGGUAAUGCACACAGGUGAGAAAUCAUUUAAGUGUUCCCUGUGCAGCUAUGCAUGUAAUAGGAAACUUAAUUUAAAAAACCAUAUGUUAACUCACACAGGUGAGAAACCAAUUAAGUGUCCUCUGUGCAUUUAUUCAUGCACUCAAAAAGCACAUUUAAAAACCCAUAUGCUAACUCACACAGGUGUGAAACCAUUUAAGUGUUUCUUGUGCACCUACUCAUGCACUCAAAAGACACGUCUGAAAUCACAUAUGUUAACUCACACAGGUGAGAGACCAUUUAAGUGUUCUGUAUGCAGCUAUGCAAGUAUUAGGAGUCAGGAUUUACAAACGCAUAUGUUAACACAUACAGGUGAAAAACCUUUUAAGUGUUCACUGUGCAUAUAUUCAACUACUCGGAGAGUGCUAUUAAAAGCACAUAUGCAAACUCAUACAGGGGAGAAACCAUUUAAGUGUUCCCUGUGCAGCUAUGCAAGUAUUAGGAGUAGGAAUUUAAAAAUGCAUAUGAUAACUCACAGUGGAAAAUGUCUAGUUAACCCAGAUAACAUGCAUGUUGAAAAUAUGGAGGACGAUGAGAUUGAUCACCACUGCAUCGACACUGAUGUCGAUUUCAUCACCAGAGCAGGACACAUAGACAUUGCGGGCAACGAAAAAGUGGACAAGUUUGCCAAAGAAGCUAUUCUGGAAGUUAUGUCCACUCCCACAGAUGAUAACUCUUUCAAUUGUUCCCUGUGCAGCUAUACAUGUACCAAACAUGAACAGUUAAAAAGACACAUGGUAAUGCACACAGGUGAGAAAUCAUUUAAGUGUUCCCUGUGCAGCUAUGCAUGUAAUAGGAAUCUUAAUUUAAAAAACCAUAUGUUAACUCACACAGGUGAGAAACCAAUUAAGUGUCCUCUGUGCAUUUAUUCAUGCACUCAAAAAGCACAUUUAAAAACCCAUAUGCUAACUCACACAGGUGUGAAACCCUUUAAGUGUUUCUUGUGCACCUACUCAUGCAUUCAAAAGACACGUCUGAAAUCACAUAUGUUAACUCACACAGGUGAGAGACCAUUUAAGUGUCCUCUAUGCAGCUAUGCAAGUAUUAAGAGUCAGGAUUUACAAACGCAUAUGUUAACUCAUACAGGUGAAAAACCUUUUAAGUGUUCACUGUGCAGCUAUACAUGUAAUAGGAAACAUAAUUUAAAAAUGCAUACGUUAACUCACACAGGUGAGAAACCAUUUAAGUGUUCCCUGUGCAGCUAUGCAAGUAUUAGGAGUAGGAAUUUAAAAAUGCAUAUGAUAACUCACAGUGGAAAAUCCCAUUGAAGUGUUCCCUUUGUAUGUAUGCAAGCACGUUGAGGGUGCGUCUCAAAACGCAUACUAACUCACACAGGUGAUAAACAAUUUAAGUGUUCCCUCUGUAGCUGUGAUUAAUGCACUCAGAAGGUAUAUCUAAAACCUCAUGUUAACUCACACAUGUGAGAAACCAUAUAAGUGUUGUGACCAAGAAAUACACAAUAAUGAUGCUAUAUAAUGGAAAAUAAUGUACAGUGAAUUCGUCAGGAGUGCGAGUUUGUGUGUGAAGACGAUUCGCCGCGAUGGCCAUACAUUACAUUGCAUUGUGAUUCAAGAGAGCCAAUAUUAGGUUCCUAUCUUCAACAUAAUGUAAGUUCAAUUAAUAAUAAUUCAAUAAUUAAGUAGUCAUUAAUACGUUAAAUAUCUUACUGUAUAUUGAUUAAAACUGUAUAUUUUGUGAAACCUCCUAAAUUGUAAUAAAUUAUUAAUUACCGAUAUGUUCA
Homalodisca vitripennis (glassy-winged sharpshooter) is the source of this 2799-nucleotide messenger RNA. Its product is annotated as zinc finger protein 431-like. The record is from RefSeq and is a predicted model, not a curated record. The transcript has 6 exons. The coding region runs from base 935 to 2326 and encodes 463 amino acids. Gene Ontology annotation, cellular component: nucleus. Gene Ontology annotation, biological process: regulation of transcription by RNA polymerase II. NCBI's taxonomy places the organism in Eukaryota, Metazoa, Arthropoda, Insecta, Hemiptera, Cicadellidae. Gene Ontology annotation, molecular function: RNA polymerase II transcription regulatory region sequence-specific DNA binding; DNA-binding transcription factor activity, RNA polymerase II-specific.